UGCAAGUCAGCGCACGCGCUUUGAGCAACUCUCCCUCCCAGAAACGCUCCCGGAUAAGGAAGUGGCCAGUGAUGCCACGCGUUCUGCGGCAGUCGAUCUGGGCUUCUGGGAGUUGUAGUCGCCCGGGGCGGGCGCCGUCGGGAUGGAAGCUUCCUGGCGCCAGGUGGCCGGUGGCCGAGGCCGAGCCCGAGGACGGGCCACUGCGGCCCCCUCUUCGGGAAAUGGACUCCAUCUUCGCGGCGCCGGAGGGGGGCGAGAGAAGGGGUCAGUGGGCGCUGUGGGUCCUGGCCCCAGCCCCAGAGGAGCCGCGACCCCUGCGGCUGCAGGUAGUUCGGCCGGGCGCAGCCCCGCGGGAUCUGAGGCACUGCAGACCUCCGUAGCCUGUGAGCUAAUGUCUCAAAGGAAAUUUGAGGAAAUCAAGAAGGCCAAUCAAGCUGCAGCCAAAAAACUUGUUGAAGAACACUUUAGCUCUUCCUCUGAAGAAGAAGGAGAUGAAGAUUUUGAAGGAAAACAGGGAAAAAUAGUUGCUAAUACAUUUACAACUUACACUACUCAGACAGAUGGAGAUAUGCGCGAAUUAGAGAGAACCAAACAGUACGUACAUGAAGCUUUCCAAGCAGGGGCCAUGACUUGCUUAAUUUGUAUUGCUUCAGUGAAGAGAAACCAAGCAGUUUGGAGCUGUUCAGGAUGUUUCUGUAUAUUUCACAUGCCCUGUAUCCAGAAGUGGGCUAAAGAUAGCCAGUUUCUAGUAUCUUCUCCUUUGACAGAUGACGAUUUUGGAAAAAGAGAUUAUCCUUGGCCAUGUCCAAAAUGUAGAUUUGAAUACAAGCGAUCUGACACACCUAGUAGGUACUACUGCUACUGUGGAAAAGUAGAAGAUCCACCUUUGGAUCCAUGGCUCGUGCCUCAUUCAUGUGGCCAAGUAUGUGAGAGAGAAUUUAAACCUCCUUGUGGCCAUAAGUGUUUGCUCCUCUGUCAUCCAGGUCCCUGCCCUCCUUGUCCAAAGAUGGUCACAACUACUUGUUACUGUAAGAAAGCAAAACCGAUCCCUCGUAGGUGCAGUGCCAAAGAAUGGUCCUGUCAGCUUCCGUGUGGGCGCAAGUUGCUUUGUGGACAACAUAAAUGUGAAAGUUCUUGUCAUGCAGGAAAUUGUCCUCCCUGUCCACGAGUCAGUAGACAAAAGUGUGUCUGUGGGAAACAAGCCGCUGAAAGAAGCUGUGCCAGUCCACUGUGGCACUGUGAUCAAGUGUGUGGAAAAACACUGCCAUGUGGUCAUCAUACAUGUGAGCAAGUUUGCCAUGUUGGUGCUUGUGGAGAAUGUCCUCGAUCUGGGAAAAGGUUCUGUCCAUGUCAGAAGUCAAAGUUUUCUUUGCCUUGUACAGAAGAUGUGCCAACUUGUGGAGACAGUUGUGACAAAGUACUUGAAUGUGGAAUCCACAGAUGUUCACAGCGUUGUCACCGAGGUCCUUGUGAAACAUGUAGACAAGAAGUGGAAAAGCAGUGUCGCUGUGGAAAGCAUACAAAACGAAUGCCAUGUCAUAAACCUUAUCUGUGUGAAACUAAGUGUGUUAAGAUGCGGGACUGUCAGAAGCAUCAGUGUAGGAGAAAGUGUUGUCCUGGAAACUGUCCACCUUGUGAUCAAAACUGUGGACGGACUUUAGGAUGUAGGAACCAUAAAUGUCCAUCUGUCUGCCAUAGAGGUAGUUGUUAUCCCUGCCCGGAAACUGUAGAUGUGAAGUGCAAUUGUGGUAGUACAAAGGUGACAGUGCCCUGUGGCCGGGAACGUACCACAAGACCACCCAAGUGCAAAGAGCAGUGCAGUCGACCACCAACUUGCCAUCAUACAAGUCAAGAAAAACAUCGCUGUCACUUUGGCUCUUGUCCUCCAUGUCAUCAACCUUGCCAAAAAGUUUUGGAGAAAUGUGGUCACUUGUGUCCUGCUCCAUGUCAUGAUCAAGCAUUAAUAAAGCAAACUGGCAGGCACCAGCCUACAGGCCCUUGGGAACAGCCUUCUGAACCAGCAUUUAUUCAGACUGCAUUACCUUGUCCUCCAUGUCAAGUUCCUAUUCCUACAGAAUGUCUUGGGAAGCAUGAGGUGAGUCCACUACCAUGCCAUACUAUAGGACCCUACUCUUGUAAGAGAGUCUGUGGACGAACCUUAGAUUGUCAGAAUCAUACAUGUAUGAAAGAAUGCCACAAAGUAACUGAAAUUGAUGUCUUCAUUGGCAAAAACAAGGCUGGCCCAGAAUGCCUUCAGUGUGAAGAAGGGUGCUCUAAAUCACGGCCUCUGGGUUGUCCCCAUCCAUGUGUUUUGCCAUGUCACCCUGGAGAAUGUCCUCCUUGUGUUCAGAUGCUUAGAAUAAAAUGUCACUGCAAGAUCACAAGCCUUUAUGUGGAAUGUAGAAAAAUAACCACUGCUGAUAUAGAUGAAAAGAAUCUCCUUAGUUGUUGCAAAAAUCAGUGUCCUAAAGAGCUUCCUUGUGGUCACAGAUGCAAAGAAAUGUGUCAUCCUGGUGAAUGUCCCUUUAAUUGCAACCAGAAGGUAAAACUUAGAUGCCCUUGUAAAAGAAUAAAAAAGGAACUACAGUGUAACAAAGUACGUGAAAAUCAGAUUUCAAUAGAAUGCGACACAACAUGCAAGGAAAUGAAACGGAAAGCAUCUGAGAUAAAAGAAGCAGAAGCCAAAGCUGCUCUUGAAGAGGAAAAACGAAGACAACAGGCUGAACUGGAGGCUUUUGAAAACAGACUGAAAGGUCGUCGGAAGAAGAGCAGGAAAAGAGAUGAAGUGACAGUGGAGCUGACGCUAUGGCAGAAAUACAAAUAUUCUCUCCUUCCCGCAUGUGCGCUGGUGGUUUUAGUGUUUGCCUGGUACAUAGCCCGUGAUGUGGCAUAGAAGUUGUGAUCUGUUCACAUACCUCAGACUGGAUUUAGAGAAGUCAAGUCUGGAACGUUAGGAAGUGUAUACUGUAGAACAUAUAUAUUCACAUUCGUCUCUGUGUUCUCUUCCGGCUGUUGUUAGAAGGACGGAAUGCCAAGCUUUCUCCUGAUGAGCAUACCGGAAGUGGUAGGGUAACAUUGUUCACUAGUAAAAGCAUGACCGAAAUUGUGAAAUCUUUCAUAAGUCAUAGCCAGUGGCAGGGUAGCACAUCAGUUGUUCAGUGCGCUUCCUUGUGUUAACACAGUUGUUUCAUUGACUAUUUCAAACCAACUUUCUUUUCUUUUCUCUUUUCUUUUUCCUUUCUUUCUUUCUUUCUUUUGCAAAAUUAAGAUGAAACUGAGCCAUAUGUGCAGUAAAAGGAAUAUUUCACAAUGUUUUGGUUACUUAUUAAAAGGUACUUUUCUUGAUCAUGUAACUUUGUACUUUAAAAAAAAAAACUAUUCUCUAAAAGACCUCUUAAAUUGUAACAUGAAGCUAUAAUUAGAUGUAAUUAGAUUCCAGAAAUUGGCUUAUUAGUGAGGAAUUUUUAUCAGUUAUUGAAAUAAGUUUUUAUGUGGUGGGUUUCUCAGAGGAAAAUAUAAUUGUUUUUAAAAAAUGUCAGGCUAGAUUUCUCACAUGUGGCUAUUUCUUGUGUAAGAAGCACUUAACUGAAGUUUGGCAUGUUUUGUAAAACUUGUACGUGUCUUCUCAAAGUAACAAUAAAAGAAAAACUGAUAUUUAUGAGCAAUAAAUGCUUGAGCACAGGGCUUAUGAGCUUUCUAUACUGACUCUCAUUUCUUUUUACCAUGAUCCUGUAAGUAGAUGUCAGCUGGAAAUCAUCAGUUCUUAUGAAAAAAACACUCUGAUAGAGAACUAUCAGUAAGCCAAAUCUGUUUGAAUUGUCAUUUUAAAUGGUUUUGCUAUUUAAUUUUUGUAUGAUUAAUGUUUUCAUUAAACUUUUUCAUACCAAAUUUGUAACCUAGAAUAUUUACUAACUAUUAUCUAGAAGAUUCAGGAGCCAGUAAUUUUAGGUUAGGUAUUAGUAUCAAUAUAUAAAAGCUCUAAUACUUGAUGCAAAACAUAGUUAAUUGGUAGAUACUGAAAAAUGCAGAAGUAUGUUUUAAACAGAAAUACAGAGAAGGAUUUUUACACUUUGCUGACCUGAAUUCAAAAUUUUUUAAUGUUAUAUGCAUUCGUCUAGUAUUAGCUAGUGUCUAAAAUGAAAGGGCAGUCAUUCUUUUCAUUAUGGUAUUUGUGUUUUGAUUUUAGACUUUUUUUUCUUUUUUACCUUUCUCCAUGUUAGAGUAACUGGGUUAGUGUUUCAGGAGCUCUAAGUUAGAGCUGCUACACUUAUGUCAUUUCCUGACUCUAAAAGGUGAAUAUUAAAGACUGAGCAACUAGGUGUCUACCUGAGGAGCUAUUUUUCAUGUAUCUCAGAAUCUUGGCCUAAUAAAUGAGCCUAAAGCCUA
Messenger RNA from Felis catus (domestic cat), 4386 nucleotides. RefSeq names its product nuclear transcription factor, X-box binding like 1 (gene NFXL1). The transcript is spliced from 23 exons. The record is from RefSeq and is a predicted model, not a curated record. Gene Ontology annotation, biological process: regulation of DNA-templated transcription. The coding region runs from base 143 to 2893 and encodes 916 amino acids. Gene Ontology annotation, cellular component: nucleus. Lineage: Eukaryota; Metazoa; Chordata; Mammalia; Carnivora; Felidae. Gene Ontology annotation, molecular function: DNA-binding transcription factor activity, RNA polymerase II-specific; zinc ion binding; RNA polymerase II transcription regulatory region sequence-specific DNA binding.